Messenger RNA from Zophobas morio, 1251 nucleotides. RefSeq names its product solute carrier family 25 member 32-like. NCBI's taxonomy places the organism in Eukaryota, Metazoa, Arthropoda, Insecta, Coleoptera, Tenebrionidae. The transcript has a single exon. Gene Ontology annotation, molecular function: FAD transmembrane transporter activity; folic acid transmembrane transporter activity. Gene Ontology annotation, cellular component: mitochondrion. Gene Ontology annotation, biological process: nucleotide transport; folate import into mitochondrion. Bases 121 to 1065 code for a protein of 314 amino acids. The record is from RefSeq and is a predicted model, not a curated record.
UCUAGCAACCACUGACGUCAGAAUGUCAAUAAUUGCCGACCUUGCCCCUAACCUCACUUUCCCAAACCCAAAUCAAGUCAGAUAAGCCCUAACCAUGAAGUCAACUUUCCCCACACAAGAAUGAGCGUAAUCACGAAAUCGACGCCCCACAACCUCAAAAGUGACGUCGGCAUCUUCAAACACGUGAAAUUCGAGCACUUCAUCGCCGGCAUCAGUGGCGGCGUCACGUCUACCCUAAUCCUGCACCCCCUCGACGUAAUUAAAAUCCGCUUCGCCGUCAACGAUGGACGCCUGCACAAAACACCCCAGUACUCGGGAAUAUGGAACGCCUUCACCACCAUAUUCCGGAAGGAGGGACUCCGGGGCCUCUACCGAGGCGUCACACCGAACGUGUGGGGCGCCGGCAGCUCCUGGGGACUCUACUUUCUCUUCUACACGACAAUAAAAACGUGGGUGCAAGGGGGCAACGCGAACGUGCCGCUGAAACCCACUCAACAUCUAGUGGCAGCGUCAGAAGCCGGUGUGAUUACUCUAUUCAUCACCAACCCGUUCUGGGUUGUCAAAACUAGGUUAUGUCUCCAGUUUGGGGCUGGUCAAGAACAGUACAAGGGGAUGAUUGACGCUCUGGUUAAAAUUUUUCAACAGGAUGGAAUCCGGGGGUACUAUAAAGGUCUAGUUCCAGGGAUUUUUGGGGUGUCGCAUGGUGCUGUACAGUUCAUGGUGUAUGAAGAACUGAAGAAUACGUAUAGUGUGUACUAUGGUUUGCCAAUUUCGACGAAACAGGGAACGGUUCAGUAUCUUUCAUUCGCUGCAUUGUCGAAGCUUGUGGCUGCGGGAGCUACGUAUCCAUAUCAAGUGGUCAGAGCGAGGUUACAGAAUCAACAUUAUUCAUAUACAGGGACUUUGGACUGUAUUUCGCAAACAUGGAGGUAUGAAGGCUGGCGGGGGUUCUACAAAGGGCUAGGAACUAAUUUGUUGAGGGUUACACCAGCCACCAUGAUCACGUUUUUAACGUACGAAAAUGUAUCUCACUUUUUAGCUACAUACAGAAGUGAUGAGAGUUGAUGGAAUAUUGUUAUUUUAUUUUUUAUUAGUCAAUUUUACCGAUUCCUGUUACAUGUGAUGUAGAUUUUAAGUAGCGACUGAAGGGACCUUCUUGUCAAUUGUUAACUACAUAAGUUGUUAUUAUUUAAAUGUACAGUUACUUUGUAAAUUAAUGAAAUUUCUCAUUAAAACUGGAAGCCAUUUAAA